Molecule: messenger RNA, 495 nt
Organism: Spirometra erinaceieuropaei
Lineage: Eukaryota; Metazoa; Platyhelminthes; Cestoda; Diphyllobothriidea; Diphyllobothriidae
Source: the annotation of a GenBank genome assembly
AUGAUUCGGGCGCUUCUCCAAGAUUGCCAUCUUCGACUGCGUAGAUACAACAGGGUUUUGAGCCAGGCGGUUACAAAGUGCGCCGAACUCAUCGGUGAGGACGGAGUCACACAUUUGCAACAAGUGAUUAAUAAACGGGCCAGAAACCUGCGAGCAACAAGAGAUGCCGAGCUGGCGGUCAAGCUCCAGGGUAUAAGCCAAUCAUCUCAAGAGGAGAACGAAGUCCUGGUGCACAACAUGUCCUCUAAGCAGCUGACCCCUGCACAAAUGAAAGCGCUGAGUCAUGAGGCCUGCUUUAACACCACAGACGCCGAUCCGGUCAAUUUCGUGGCCACGGUCGAGUCGAUUCUCAAACAAACCGGGGAAUCCGACGAAACAAAGCAACUCAUACGACAGCAGGUAACCUCCUUGGCGAUGGCGCACAAACCACGUGCAACUAUUACCAAGGCCGAGCAGAGUGCUCUCAAGACACUGAGGGUGACACCAGCAUCGUGA